GACAAAGACAAUUUGCAAACACUGUAAGAAAUUAAUACCGUACACCUCUGCUAACACAAGCACUAUGCAAAAGCAUUUAGAAAAUAACCACAGCUUGUUACUAAAAGCUGCGCCUGUGAAGAAAAUGGAAAGCAAUUCAGUUCGCAUAAAAGGGCAAACAACCAUAACAAAUGCCUUUGCAGCUAAACUUCCACCAUCCAAUGCAAGAGCCACGGCAAUAACAAGAGACAUCGGCGUUUUCAUUGCAGCCGAUAUGAGACCAUUUUCUGUGGUGGAAAAUCUGGGAUUUCGGCGACUCAUCCACACACUGGAACCAAAGUAUGCCAUCCCGUCACGCGCACAUUUUACUCGCACAGUGGUCCAGACCCUGUACAAAGAGUGCAAGGUAAACGUUGUACAGGCUCUGAAAGAGGCAGAAACAAUCGCCAUAACUACUGACGGUUGGACUUCUAGGUGUACACAGAGCUACAAUUACAAUUACAGCCCACAUUAUCAACAGUAAUUGGGAAAUGGUACAUUUUGUACUGCAGACGCACCCACUUUUUGAAUCACACACAGGGGCAAACAUCGCUGAAGUUUUAUUAGAAGCUGUCCCACAGUGGGGUCUUAAAAAGCCAAACCAUUGCAUCGCUAUUGUAACAGACAAUGCGCGUAAUAUGGAUGUGGCUGUGUGCGAGGCAGGAUUUGAGCCGCACAUCAAAUGCUUCGCACGCACAAUAAAUCUCGCUACACAGGCUGGCCUCGUUGUUGCGCGUGUCGCUCGUUUGCUCGGGCGGGUGAGACGUGUAACUGCUUUUUUUCACCGGAGUUCGACAGCUGCCGCGGUACUGACGUCUAAGCAGAAGCUGCUACAACUGCCACCGCAAAAAUUAAUAAUGGACGUCACCACGCGAUGGAAUUCAUCAUUGGAUAUGCUGGUUCGUUACCUGGAGCAGCAGGCUGCUAUAGCAGCAGCGCUCACCAGCCCAGAAAUAAGACAAAAUGCCCGAAACAUUGACACACUGGAUACCUGCGACAUUGUCAAUGCCGAAUUUCUUGUGAAGCUGCUGAAUCCUUUAAAGACAGCUACCACUGUCUUGUGUGAAGAGAAGAGGCCCACAGUGUCUCUCAUCGUGCCACUGAAGAACAUGAUAGAACAAAACAUGGCACUAAAUGACAGUGAUUCCCCCACUGUGGCCGACACAAAGAGAGCAAUUCUCAGCAAUAUUUCAGGCAGAUACAAUGGGGAUAUAUACAACUGCCUGCUGGAGAGCACUGCGCUGGACCCAAGAUUCCAGUCUCUACCGCAGCUAGACUGCAAUCAGCGUGAGGCAGUCUUUCAGAGGAUACAGAAAAGGGUGGAAAAGUUGCAGCAAAACCAGCCCACAGAUGAGAAGAGUAUGGAGCGCAAGGAAGAGGCAUCAGUUCAUUGUUCCACACAUGGGGGCGAGGGGGCUCUUGAAGCUGAAGGCAGAGCUGAGUCAGAAGAGGAACCUGCUUCCAAGAAGACAGCACUUGAGGAUCUGCUAGGGGACUCUUUCUCGAAGACGGAACAGCCCAGCAAAGGAAUUGAGAGGGAAACUGAACUUUACAGAAGAGAGGCAUCUAUCCCACUUAGUUGCUGCCCUCUGACAUGGUGGAGAGAAAACAGCUCCAAAUAUCCUUUGCUGUCUCCACUUGUCAAAGAAUAUCUUUCCAUUCCUGCGACCUCUGUUCCAAGUGAGCGUGUCUUUUCAACUGCAGGAGACAUAGUCACUGCCCAGAGGUCACAAUUGCUGCCAGAAAAUGUAGACAUGCUUAUAUUCUUAAAAAAGAACAUGACCAUAUCUUAGGCUGUUCUGUAUAGGUCAUUACCUCAUUACCUAGGUCUUAGUUCUUUUUCCAUGCUUAAAAAAAUUUUGUUCAUUGUUUUGCACUCUGAGUUUCAAGACAGCACUACUUUGAUAGUUACACUAAUUAUGGUUAAUUGCACAUAAAGGGAUAUUUGUGUUGUUUAUUAUUUAUUUUUAUUUAUACUAUUUAAUUUUAUUGUGCAAUUAAUUGCCUAUCAGUUUGUGGCAAAAUAUUUUGCAGUGUUUACAUGUUAUUACUGCAUAUCAUUCAUCAAAAUAGAAGUUUUAUUUCAAAAAGUUGAUUUCAAAAUGGACAUGCAUUUUUUGCAUUUUGUGUUUUUCAGUUAAAUAAAAG
This is a messenger RNA of Polypterus senegalus (gray bichir), 2166 nucleotides long. Its product is annotated as zinc finger BED domain-containing protein 4-like. The coding region runs from base 510 to 1811 and encodes 433 amino acids. The transcript has 2 exons. NCBI's taxonomy places the organism in Eukaryota, Metazoa, Chordata, Cladistia, Polypteriformes, Polypteridae. The record is from RefSeq and is a predicted model, not a curated record. Gene Ontology annotation, molecular function: protein dimerization activity.